Molecule: messenger RNA, 1010 nt
Organism: Dendronephthya gigantea
Lineage: Eukaryota; Metazoa; Cnidaria; Anthozoa; Malacalcyonacea; Nephtheidae
Exons: 3
Coding region: 81-794 (237 amino acids)
Molecular function (GO): peroxiredoxin activity
Source: RefSeq, a predicted model, not a curated record
CUCACUAUAGCUGCUAUGGUAUAUAAAAGAUCAUAUUUCAUAUAUUCUUCCUCUGUGAUUUAAGUGAAUUUAUCGUGAAAAUGUCGUCAUUACGGAGAAUGUUUGAUGUAAAAAGAAUGGCUAGUUUAAUCUGUAUGCGUUCUGCGAUAGAUGUUUGCACUGGUACUUCAAUUCCAGCAUCUAAAUUGGUAUUGAGGAGUGAAUCUAUGUCAACGAUUAGUCGUUUUCCUGUGCCCGAGCGAUCCAGCUUGCCAGAGGAUUUGCAACAAGUCAUGAAUGAAGUUGAAGAAAAGGCUAAUUUUGUCCCAAAUGUGUUCAAAGCACUGGCUCACAGACCAGAAGAACUCCGAGCAUUUCUUCACUGCUAUGACGUGGUGAUGACAAAUGAAAGCGGUCUUACAAAAGCCGAGAAAGAACUCAUCAUAGUUGCUACCAGUGGUGCAAAUAAUUGUACAUACUGUGUUGUCGCGCAUGGGGCUUUGCAUAGGAUUUUCUCAAAGCAACCCCUGAUCGCCGACCAAGUUGCAACAAACUGGGAAUGUGCAGACAUAUCUCAGAGGGAGAAAGCAAUUUUGAAGUUUGCAAUGAAGAUGGGCAGAGCUGAACCUGUUCAAGAAAGUGAUUUUGAAGAAUUGGAGAAGAAUGGAUUGAGUCGAGAUGAUGCAUGGGAUAUUGGAUCAGUCGCUGCCCUCUUUGCCUUAUCAAAUAGAAUGGCACACUUGAUGAAUUGCCGCCCAAAUGAUGAGUUUUAUGUCAUGGGCAGGGAAAAACGAGAAAAAAAGGAAGAGAAAUGACCAUGAAGUAAUUUAAACAACAUUAAUUUCAGCAUAUAUAUAUAUAUAUUUGUUAGCUGACAUGACUGUGUCAGAAUAAUCAACUAGAUCAGGACUUCUAGUUAGAAGCAGGGUUCAAUUUAGGGACAGUCCUCUAGUGCCUAUAAUAUAUAGAGAUCAUUAAAGUCUGAUAUUAAAGACUGUAUUUCAUAUUGCUGUAAACUUCAUGAUCAAAUA